This is a messenger RNA of Varroa destructor (honeybee mite), 1612 nucleotides long. RefSeq lists its product as uncharacterized. The record is from RefSeq and is a predicted model, not a curated record. Lineage: Eukaryota; Metazoa; Arthropoda; Arachnida; Mesostigmata; Varroidae.
CCUUUGUGCAGGUGGUCUGCAUAUUGUGCACGAAAUUUGUUAGUACAGAUGUCACCGUAAUAUCUACUGUUAUUGUCAAUGCUAUACAUCGGUUUUUGUGUCUGUAACCUUCAGUCGAAGGACUCUCUUGCUAAGACACCUGGCUCAGACUACUGACAGUUGCUAAAAAGUGAGAAAAGCUAAGCCAAUAUCAUUGCGUGAUUCCUUUGUCGGACUGCUUGAACAAUCGGUAAUGGAGAUAGGUGACGAAGUUGUUCCCGGUGACUGCAGACAGUGGAUCAACAGCUGAACGCAAUUCGAUUAAAGUGGACAGAAUGUUUCGAGGGGUUGUCUGCAAACAUCGUUUAGUGCCUGACGUUAUCUUCUUUUAUGCGCUUUUCCAUAUCUGCGAAAUCUCUCGUGCGUUCAUCGUUAGAAGCCCCCGAAACCCGGUACCAGUGAGGUAUCGUUGGCCAAGAGGACUAAGUGAGCGAUGAUAGAAUUAACAGGAACAAGCAUAUUCACAUGAUAUCUACAAUUUUAUAGAUGGUUUUCAUGGAGAAAACUAUUGAGAGACAGCAUCAUAAAAUACAACUGGGGAAAAACCAGAAAACGUCUCACGAUGUGGCGCAGAAUGUCUUUAACGAAAUUUGUAACAGAAACACUUGAUAAGACAGCUAAAGGGCGCGGUUUUUGUACGAAGGUGAAAGAUCCAUACCAGCGUAUAGGCCAACCUAAAGGAAACGAUUCGGACUCGACCAAUAAGUACGGGUACCCCCACACAACUCGACGACCAUGGCCCACAAAUGUGCUAGGUUGGCCCUGCUGCACUACCGUACGCGGCUACAGUCGAGCAGGUUUCUGUAAAGAUGAGUGUUCUGAGAUAGCUGCAGGAAGGAAUAUGAACCAUGUCGUAUGUCUGAGAGGUGUUUGCCAGUGUAAAAAUGACUAUCAUGAAGAGAAGGGCAUUUGUGUAGCAGAUCCUGAAGUGAGUAUUCGCGUUCUUCUCACGGUGUAUCUUGCGAGCGUUCCUCUUUUGUCUAUUGUUCUAGCCCUUGCCGCCGUUCUACAAUACCUCUUCGAUCGAUAUUUGUUUAAUGCUGAUAAUACAAUAGCGCAAGGAAUGCAUGAAGCUGACGACGUUGAGUUUGCAAACGUCGAAGACACGGAGGCUGGUCAUCGUGUUCAAUUCUUAGAUGGGGGUAGGCCAGAAUGCGAGCUCGAAUAUGAUUGGGCUUACGAAGACUGGCAAGCCGACAAUCCCGAAGAUAAACUUAGCCAAAUGCUUCUAGAAGCCCUAUUGAAAGGAUCCCGAAAAUCUGAGAAAAGCUGAAGACACACUUUCAACAGAUACUAGCCCUAACAUGAUUUGACAGAUAGGAAAGUAUAACUAUAAAAUGCACCCGAGUUUGUGGAAAUGUUUAUUUUGGAUACGCCGAGAAAUGUUGAAGCGUUGCAUAUGUAGCCAGUACGUGAGUGAACAGUCGCAAUUGAUAUGAUGUUAUACUGUGUUGAUUCAGUCUUAAAGUAAUUCAGCUUGCCGCAUCGAUAUGAUAUCCCUAUGACUGAACUGUAUUCAAUGUCUGAUACUUUUCUAUAGCAUUUCCAAAUGAAUUUACAAGCUCACAAUAUA